UCUCAGCUGACAAACCAAACGCAAACUCGUGUGACGUUUUGUUUGACAACCGACAGUUUUCAGCCAAAACGGAAGUCAAGGAUCGCUCUUUUUCCGGCAUCUGCCAGUCGAUUACAGUGGACACAUUUUAGCUCUGCUGAAAUAAAACUUGUUAAAAAUGUCGCUCGUGAUCCCAGAGAAGUUCCAGCACAUUCUUCGUGUGCUCAGCACCAACAUCGACGGUAAGCGUACCGUUCCGAUUGCGCUGACUGCCAUCAAGGGUGUCGGACGUCGCUAUGCCCACGUCGUGCUGAAGAAGGCCGAUGUCGAUCCGUUCAAGCGCGCCGGAGAGUGCUCCGAGGAGGAGGUUGAGAAGAUCGUCACCAUCAUCUCGAACCCCCGCCAGUACAAGAUCCCCGAUUGGUUCCUGAACAGACAGAAGGAUAUCAUCGAUGGCAAGUACUCCCAGCUAACCUCCUCCAACGUUGACUCCAAGCUGCGUGAGGAUCUGGAACGACUGAAGAAAAUUCGCGCCCACCGUGGUCUGCGUCACUACUGGGGCCUGCGUGUGCGCGGUCAGCACACCAAGACCACCGGUCGCCGUGGACGUACCGUCGGUGUGUCCAAGAAGAAGUAAGAUCUUUUUGGUGGACGUGUGUUUUUGUAUAGCUUCAUAAUACAAAACAUAGGAUAAAGUGAGUGGGAUCCUUGGAUUCGACGCUAUUGGUUUGUACUGCGAUAUGGUUUGGAUUCUCCAUGGAGACGAAUAAAUGGAUGAUGAAAUGAAGCAAA
Armigeres subalbatus is the source of this 771-nucleotide messenger RNA. RefSeq names its product small ribosomal subunit protein uS13 (gene RpS18). The transcript has 3 exons. The record is from RefSeq and is a predicted model, not a curated record. Lineage: Eukaryota; Metazoa; Arthropoda; Insecta; Diptera; Culicidae. Gene Ontology annotation, cellular component: ribosome; small ribosomal subunit; cytosol. The coding region runs from base 158 to 616 and encodes 152 amino acids. Gene Ontology annotation, molecular function: structural constituent of ribosome; RNA binding. Gene Ontology annotation, biological process: translation.